AUGUUCGCCAUGCUCGCCAACAACGAAUACGUGAAUCGGAACGCGGACUACGUCGGAGUCGAGAUUCCGAUCGGCGUCGUUCCGCGGAUCGCCGCAGUCGUCCCGUUGGUCUAUCACAUUCCGACGGUCUAUGUGAUGGGCAGCAUAGUGACCGUCUACUAUUCGACUGCGAUCAGGAAAAAGGACACGACUCUCAAUCCACAUGUCAUGUUGACUAUUGUACUCCAUCAGUUCUCGGUACGGGUUUGCAACUGAACGCCUACGAAACUAAUUACGCCUCUCUAAAGAACUUGCUUUCCUAAUGGCAAGCAGAUGAUUUUCCAUCUGAAGCAAUGAUAAUUCUCAAAUUUCUCAAAACCAAGUCUAGCGGAGCUGGUUUGCUUCUAAUUCGGUACUACACUGUAGCAUCCUUAGUCCGGUCAGGGAAAGGCCCCAGCUUUCAAAUAAGUGGACAGUGGGAACCAGAGAAAUGAAGUUUAGUUGAGUUCCGGAUGUCCAUGUUGAUCUAGAUUCCUAUUUUAGUCCAGCCCGGCUUGGCUCAGUCGCUUGCACUUCGGUUAGCCCUAGAUAUCAUAGUUUUCGCGGAAACUAGCACAUCCAAUUUGCAGACGUUCUUUUUCAUGCUCUCCGACUACAUCAACUACCGUCUCCCGUCGACCGGAAUGAUGACUUCGUGGUGUGCGUCUCAGGAUCCCAACCAUUUCCUCAAAAUCCUUUUCUGGACAUCCACCUACUUCUACUCGCUCACCAACGUUUUCCCAUUCUUGCUGGCUGUCCUCAGACUCGCACCCAUUCAUUAUCCGACUACUUGCGAAGAGGUUUGA
This is a messenger RNA of Caenorhabditis sp. 36 PRJEB53466, 824 nucleotides long. The record is from the annotation of a GenBank genome assembly. NCBI's taxonomy places the organism in Eukaryota, Metazoa, Nematoda, Chromadorea, Rhabditida, Rhabditidae.